AUGACGAAAACGAAGAGGCAAUGGCUAAGGGGCCUUCCUAAAGCAGAGCUUCAUCUUCAUCUCGAAGGCACUGUCACCCCGGAGACGUUGGUCGUUUUGUCGCAACGCCAUGACUCAACGCCGCUGACGCUCGAGGAGGCUCGGGCGCUGUACGAGUACAAGGACUUUGUGCACUUCCUGGACACCUUCAAGCUGGUUCUUGAUCGCCUGCUGACGCCCAAGGACUAUGCACUGAUCACGCGGGAGAUGAUGCGCCAUCUGCACGCGCAGGGUGUCGUCCACGCUGAGGUCUACAUGUCGUGGGGCAACAUCCUGCACUGGAAGGCCCCGCUGCAGGUCGAGGAUGUCAUGGCCGCGGUAGAGGACGCGAGGAUUGAGGUCGAACGGGAACUCGGCGGCCCAUCUGUGUAUUGGAUCGCUGAUGCGAGCCGUCAGUGGGGCGCCGAAGAGGCCGGUAGGGUAUUCCAGCUGGCCGGCAGCCUCAGACAUCGGUUCCCCAAUAUCGUCGGCAUUGGGAUCGGAGGCGAUGAAGUAGGUGGGCCCAUUGAGUGGUUUCGUGAUCUCUACCUAGAGGCCAAGAAGGCAGGUCUGCGACUCACGGCACAUGCUGGAGAAGCCACCGGCUCCGUGCAAGGUCCCCUGGAGAUGCGAAGCGCGCUGUCGAUGGGAGUGGAACGCAUCGGCCACGGGCUUGCAGCGCAGUAUGAUGAUGACCUCAUGGACAUACUGGCGAAGCAACAAGUUCCAUUGGAGAUCAAUGUGACUUCAAAUAUCAGGACUGGUUGUUGUCCGUCUGUGGAGGCUCACCCAUUACCCAAAUUCUUGGAGAAAGGAAUGCUAUGCACGGUGAACUCGGAUGAUCCUACCAUGUUCGGUGCCGACUGCCUAGACGACUACGUCCUGAUUAGUGACGCCUUCGGUCUCAGUCUUGACAAAAUGAGAGAACUGGCUCGCAACUCGUUUAGUGCCAGCUUCCUUCCCGAGGAUAAAGCGAAACGCUGGAUUUCCGCGCUAGAUGCGUAUAGGUGA
Neoarthrinium moseri is the source of this 1029-nucleotide messenger RNA. RefSeq lists its product as uncharacterized. The record is from RefSeq and is a predicted model, not a curated record. The transcript has a single exon. NCBI's taxonomy places the organism in Eukaryota, Fungi, Ascomycota, Sordariomycetes, Amphisphaeriales, Apiosporaceae. Bases 1 to 1029 code for a protein of 342 amino acids. Gene Ontology annotation, molecular function: deaminase activity.